CGAGGGACAUGAUUGUUUCGUUCAAAGAGGAGGGUUAAGCUCGGGAAAGCCUCCCCCCCCCCCACAAGAGCAGCACAAGCCAGGGUUGGGGUGCAUACGUCACAGCUCAAGUCCGAAAAGCUUCCUUGUAGCUCCAAGCUUCCUCGCCGGCGGUUUCCAACCCAAAUUGAGCCAGGAACGCUGGAAUCUCCUCGCAAUCCCAUGAACGCGAUCCUCAGAAGAACAAGCAUGUCGAGAUUCACAAUCGCCAACCUCCCGCGCAUGGAGGUGACGGCGCUGUCACAAGAGCUGCUCGCGGCCAAGUCGCCAGACAACUCGCUCGCCGUGAUCGACGUCCGCGAUGGAGACCACAUCGGCGGGCACAUCAAGGGCUCCCGCUGGGUGCCCUCGCACCAGCUGGACGAGUGGAUGCCCACCCUCCUGCGCCAGCUCGAGAACACAGAGACCGUCGUCUUCCACUGCGCCCUGUCGAAACAGCGCGGCCCCAGCGCCGCCCUGAGGUACAUCAGAGAGCGUGAGGCCAAGUUCGGCGAGGCCUCCAUCGCUGCGCCUGACGGCACGGCGACGGCGUCGGCAGCAGCACCACCACCACAGGACGAGGAACAAACACAAGAAGGGGACGGUGCUAAGAAAGCUACGAAGCCUGUCGCGCAGAAGGUGUGCGUGCUCAGGGGCGGCUUUCAGAGGUGGCAAGAAUCCCACGGUCCCGACGAGCGUCUGACGGAGGCGUACGUCAAGGACCUAUGGGAGGACUACUAGGACAAGCGAGGACGAAGAAGAAGGGAGGCAGACAACAAGAUUCCGAACUGCUAAGGCCUUGUCACGCCUCAAUGAGUCCAGCUUCUUGUCGACCCCGCCACAUGCCACGCGCAGUCACGGAUGCAUGGGAGGCUGGAAUUUGGUCAUCAUUCAACAGGCGCCUUGUAUUUAUGGAUGCCUGUCCUAUCCCGAUACAGAAAGGAAGUCUAGCGCAACCCUCCCAAACCCGACGUUGCUGUUGAUUACAACUUUUUUUUUCUGGAAGUAGGUGUUUUGCCAUGUGUUUUUUUUGAGUUGUCUUGUUGUUCGGUCCCGAGAAGAAACGGCGUUAUUUCUACCUGCCGACGCCGAUUUAGGUACCUUUCCCAUGUAUUCUGGAAUUGCUGACGGAGGAGGCGGCGGUAAGUUUGCGGCAACGCCGAUGUUUAUGGUGUUGGUGUUGGUGUUGGUGGCGGGGGUGGUGGUGGUGGUGGCGACGGAGGCGGUUUCAGUCGUCCUGUUUUGCCGACCCGAUCCCUCAGUUCCACGGCUGUACACAUGAAAGUGCUCUUCACAAUUUGCUUUGGUCCUCGGCUAGCUGCAGCCUGCCCUGAGCAGGCACGGCCAUCGAUUGCGGUUUCAGCUGCGCUCCUACAUGAGGCACGUGGCCCGGGGCGCCACCUCAUGGGAGGCGCCAGGCCCCACUGUUACCUGAUCAGGAGCAUCACCUCAUCGCGGUCGUCUUCUUCCAGGGGGGCUCGGAAACCCUGGCUGUACAGCUCCGGGCGCGGGAUGAUGUCCGCCAGGCCAAAGUCUGCCGAUGGCGUCAUGAGUGUGUUCGACGUGAAGUCGCGGGAGCUGAAGUAGGCGACGAGGUGGUGCGUGAUACCGCGGACGGUCACGCUGAUGGUUUUCCGGCACAAUCUCCCGGAACUGCUGUGGUUUCCUAUCGCGCAAGGGCAAAGAUCAGCAUAUGGACCGUGUGAAACGGUGUGGAAAGGGGAUGCUGGAGAAAGUGAUGGGCAGCUUGUACCUACCAUUGGACCUGCUUCGACCCGACGAAGACGACAGCUGCCGGCAAAUCUCAAAGUUCCCAACCCUCUGGGGCGUCGACCAUGUUAUGCCGUCCUCCCAACUCCUGAUGCCCGACGACCCCCUCUCAUACACGAAGAUAUUCCCGCUCUUCGCAAGGGAUGACUCCUCGGAUGACCUCGGGCGGCGGCAGGUGUGGUACAGUACGCCCCGUAGGCAGGCUUCGAUCACGAUCAAGGCGUCCUGGGUGGAGGCGACGUGACCCCGAUAUGUUGCGGCGAUGACGGAGUCUGGCAUCGGAGCCUCAGGGGGGCCGGCCAGGUCGAUAGGGAUCUGGCGGGCGGUGCGGGAGGGUCUUGGGCGUGUUGGAGGAGCCGUUGUGCUGAUGUUGUCGUUGGUGAUGACGGUGAAGGUGGUGUUGGCGGGGUGAGUGUAGCUGCUGUAGAUGUCCGGGUGCUUCUGACAUGCUCGAACCACCAUCGAGACGAGGGAUGCCGCUGUUCUUAACGACACCGGAGCAUUCGUGAUGCUUGCAAGCUGUCGAGCAUGGGGGCGGACUCGCAGAGAGUCCAGUGUUCCUCUUAGAUGUGUCUUGGCAGGCCUGUCUGGCUGUCUUACAUACACCUGAUGUCCCGCCGGCCUGCGACACAACGGCAGGGGCGGGGAGCUCUUUUAUCGCAUGUGAGCCAUGCCAUGCCUCUCAAGGGCCCCAAGAAGGACGAAUGAAGAUCAUUUCCGAUUAGGUUGGGAUAUGCUUGAAGCAUAUCCCACCAGGUGGAGCCCUCCACACAAGCGAUACUUCAGGCUCGAGCUGAGAGCUCCCAAGGGGCCCAAGACUUUUUUUCGUUGCUGUCUCCUUGCCCUGCCUCCCUGGCAGCAGCGGGCUGCGGGAAAACAAGGUUUCCAAGAACAAGGUUGUCACAGCUCGCUCCGGGCUUUACUCCCCAGCGCCCACCGGCUACCAACCGCUACCACCCUACCCACCCCGGCCGCCCGCCCUCGGAGAAGUCAGGGCUGGGGGUCCAGUGGAAUUGGGAGGGGGGGGGGUGGUGGUAAAAAUGCUGGUGGGAGUGGCCUGGUCCCACCAUCCCGGGCCAUGCCACGUGUGUGGCAGCGGCGGAAUCUUCGGGGGCGGUGAUCACUGCUGCUCGAGGACACGACGUUGUGCGCGCCCUGUCACGCUGAACAUGUUGUGCAGCAAGUUGAAACAGUCACUCAGGCUCGCCAUGGUUAGGCCAAGGUUUCCCCGAAGCUGCCCGAUCUGAUGUCUGCCGGGAGUGGCUUCGCUCGGAUCGCCAGGGGGCAAGGCAAGCGACUUCAGGAGGGGAUGCAGAAUGCAGAGUACAGUGCCAUGAAUAUACACAGCCGAUGAACAAGCGAUGGCCGGGGCAGCGCGCCUAAAGCCAGAGAGCCACUAUCCGAGCCACCACGAGCCACAGCAAUUAUCUCGCUGGGUUGCGUGCCAAGACGAGGGCAAGGAGAUGUGAAAUGAAGGAGAGACGACCGCCAAGAAAACCUCCACAGGCCCAACUUUAGUGCUGCGGCGACCAGGCACGGCCUCGCGGCGGAGAGGGGCGGGGCCUGGUGCAGGUCGAGGUAGGGAGGCUUGGGAGGGAGGGUGUGAGCAGGCCGGCCGGUUGGUUGACUGAUUGAUUUGCGAGACUGACUAACCGAGUGGCAGGCUGGGUGGCACACUGGCUGACUGAGUGGGUUGAUUGACAGGACUGAUUGACAGAUUGACAGGCCUGCAGGACAUGCCUGCUCGUGGGGACUCACUCACUGACAGACGCCCAAAACAUCGACAGAAUUUCAGUGGCUCUGUCUGUGGUUGGUCGCCUGUGGCCGGGCUGGCGGGCUGAACUUUCAGGCGGGUCGCAUCACGCACGAGGGCGAGGGCUCUGUGCAGGCGCUGUAUCGUUGCAGCAUACAAUUACACACGUUGUGUGUGUGUGUGUGUGCGAGUGUGUGUGGUAUCAGUUGUCAGGGUAUCUACAAUCUAUGUACGGAUGGAGACGCACACAUGGUCCCACCGGCCUGCGGCGCUCGCGGGUAAUGCUCAGCCGUCCGACCCCGUCCGGGCGCCAGUGGGAGGAAGGGAAAGGGGG
Messenger RNA from Diaporthe batatas, 3875 nucleotides. RefSeq names its product phosphatase YCH1. Gene Ontology annotation, molecular function: protein tyrosine phosphatase activity. NCBI's taxonomy places the organism in Eukaryota, Fungi, Ascomycota, Sordariomycetes, Diaporthales, Diaporthaceae. Bases 202 to 759 code for a protein of 185 amino acids. The record is from RefSeq and is a predicted model, not a curated record. Gene Ontology annotation, cellular component: nucleus; cytoplasm. The transcript is spliced from 2 exons.